Molecule: messenger RNA, 1296 nt
Organism: Bombyx mori (domestic silkworm)
Lineage: Eukaryota; Metazoa; Arthropoda; Insecta; Lepidoptera; Bombycidae
Product: antichymotrypsin-2-like
Exons: 9
Coding region: 1-1209 (402 amino acids)
Molecular function (GO): serine-type endopeptidase inhibitor activity
Source: RefSeq, a predicted model, not a curated record
AUGAAGAUACUAUAUGUUUUGUGUAUUCCCGUUAUGGCAUCGGCAAUAAUGUAUCCGCAGCGGAUACUGAAAACAGCACAAUAUGAAAGCCACAACAAAGUUACCAGUUUAGAAAUGAAGGGAAAUCUGAAAAAGUAUUUUGCCCUGGAGGCAGCACUUAUGGAUCCAAAUGCAAACAUGGUUUGUUCGCCAAUAUCAGCUUUGUUUCCACUGGGAAAGUUAGCAUUAGGAGCUGAAAAGGAAACUGCCAAAGAACUAUUGAAUGCUAUAGGUGUGACAAGUAAAAUUAAACUUCAAAGAAACCUACGAAAACUCAUCAAAUCCCUUCGUAAUGUGUCCGGUGUAAGAUUGGAUAUAGCAAGCAGUCUGUACGUCUCCAAAAAUACUCGAAUCUCUUCAAAUUUCGUAUCAGAUUCCGAGUAUAUCUUCAAGUCGGGCGUCCAAAAGGUUUCUUUUGACUACCCGGAACAGACUGCUGAUGAAAUCAAUAAAUGGAUUUCGAAUACGACACAUGGAAUCAUAGGAUCAUUAAUAUCACCUGCCGACAUAACUCCGACAGCUUCUAUGAUCCUAGUCAACGCAAUUUAUUUUUCUGGUAAGUGGGAAAAUCCUUUUGAAACGACCAUGGAUGGCGUGUUCUUUUCCCCGAGUGGGCAUCGCAAGGUUAAGAUGAUCAAGCAAUACAAUAUGUACAAUUAUGUUAAGAGUAACGUAUUAAAAUCCCAGAUAAUUGAGCUACCUUACGAAGGAAGGAACGCUUCGUUCGUCAUAAUCCUACCACACGAUAAACAGGGUCUGCCAUUGCUACUAAAAGAACUGAAACUAGCUCCAGAACUGCUCGAUACCGAGAUGAGUAAAAUGAAAGCUACGAACGCUAUAUUAGUUAUGCCAAAAUUCAAAAUGCAAAGUGAAAUCGAUUUAAAAACUUUGUAUACCAAGAUAGGAGUAACUUCGAUUUUCGACAGUGAAAAUUCAGGUCUAACAAAAAUAGCUAAAGGUGAAAAUUUAAUUGUCAGUAAAGCAAUACAAAAGGCCGUCAUUGACCUAAACGAGAUGGGAACGGAGGCUAGUGCAGCUUCAGCACUGGUAAUAACAAAGCUGUCGCUCGUAGAACGAUUACACGUGGAAGUGAACUGCCCGUUUUUGUUCCUUGUUAAAGUUAAUAAGAAUGCACUUUUUGCUGGCGUUUUAAAUGACCCCGAACAAUAAUAAAUAAAUAAAUAAAUGAUACGCCAAUGAGGCAAACAUCUAAUUGUAUCUGAUUUUCAAUAAAUUUCUAUUGACGUAUGCACUGUU